This is a messenger RNA of Pedinophyceae sp. YPF-701, 1011 nucleotides long. Lineage: Eukaryota; Viridiplantae; Chlorophyta; Pedinophyceae. The record is from the annotation of a GenBank genome assembly.
AUGGGCGUGGAACAUGGCUGGGGCCAGGCGCCGCUGCGGAACCUCGGGAACCUAGCGCUCAUGUUUGCGGUGCUCCCGGCGCCCAUCUAUUCGGCCAAGGCGCUGCUGGAGAUGUGCCCGGUCGGCGCCGUGGGUAGCUCGGGGUCGCUGCUCACCGACGCGCUGAACUGGUGCGCGAAGACGACGUGCGAGAGUCCCAUUGUGGCCACGAACCUGUUUUUCCUGGUCUUCGUGUGCUUCGUUUUCUGGGUCAUCGGCCUCGUCCAGGGAUCCAUCUGGCUCAUCGACCCGUACUGGACGUUCAUCCCUCUCCUCGUCCACUACUUCUACGCCGCGCACCCCGGCGCGGCCGCUGCCGACUCCCUGCGGAGCCAGACCUCGCUGGUCAUCCUCUGGGCGUGGGCCUUCCGCCUCACGCACUCCUACUUCCGGCGUGAGGAGUGGGCCGUGGGCGCCCGCGAGGACUUCCGGUACGAGGACAUGCGAAGGGAGCACGGGCGCAGCUGGUGGUGGAAGUCCUUCUUCCUGGGCUUCGUGAGCCAGCAGACCAUGCUCGUGGGCCUCACGCUGCCUAGCUACGCCGUGACCUUCCACACGGGCGCGUGGACCGUCGUCGACACCGUCGCCGCGGCCACCUGCGUGCUCUCGAUUGUCCUGGCCUACGUCGCUGACACCCAGCUGCGGGACUUCUGCGUCGCCAACGAGCGCCUCGCCGCGCAGGGCAAGCAGCCAGUCAAGAUCCUGGAGACGGGGCUGUGGAGGUACUCGCGGCAUCCCAACCACUUUGCCGAGCAGCUGUUCUGGUGGGCGUUCGGCGUGAUGGGCGCGGCGGCGGGCGCGCCCUGGGUGCUCCUCGGCGCCACCUUCAACUCCCUCUGCAUGGUCAAGGUCGCCGACAUGGUGGAGGACCGCAUGCUGUCGCGUCCGAGCCGUUCCGCCGAGUACCGGGCCUACAUGAAGCGGGUGAGCCGCGUCAUUCCGUGGUUCCGCAACGAGGAGAAGACGGUCUAG